AUGGAUCAAAGUUUCUUUUCCCUUACCCACACUAUUGGUCUUGGUGAGUUAGGACUCCAUCCGGUAAAGGAAACGGGUGAAGCUAUGGUUAUGAAAUUGCAAGAGUUAGGGUACAUGGCUUCACCCAAAUGGAUUCAGGCCCUCAAAAUUUGGGCUCCUGUCGAGCCAUCCAAGGAUUUAGCUGAUUUCAAAUGCCAUAGGCUAUAG
Messenger RNA from Haemonchus placei, 207 nucleotides. The record is from the annotation of a GenBank genome assembly. Lineage: Eukaryota; Metazoa; Nematoda; Chromadorea; Rhabditida; Trichostrongylidae.